UCAGAUUUAAUUGCAGUGUUGGCACUUUGAAAUAAAUUAGUUGGUUUUGUGUUGCAGUUUGGGCACUCGGGCUCAAAAAGGUUUGCCAUCACUGUCUAACGUGUAUGGGGCAUGUAGUGACACUCAGCUAUGCUCUUUGUUGCUAUAGAGUUUUAUAGAGACCAGGGGCGGACUGACCAUUUGGAAACUCAGGCACUGCCCGAGGGCCCAGGGUCAGUAGGGGGCCCCAUGAGAUGCCCCUGGUACCUUUUUCAUAGGCUUUUUUGAGUUUGGGCAAUGACACAGGGGCCCCAUGAUCCCCUAUUGCCUGGGGGCCCCAUGAGUUGUCAGUCCGCCCCUG
Messenger RNA from Staurois parvus, 340 nucleotides. NCBI's taxonomy places the organism in Eukaryota, Metazoa, Chordata, Amphibia, Anura, Ranidae. The record is from the annotation of a GenBank genome assembly.